Molecule: messenger RNA, 1736 nt
Organism: Otolemur garnettii (small-eared galago)
Lineage: Eukaryota; Metazoa; Chordata; Mammalia; Primates; Galagidae
Gene: SLC16A9
Product: solute carrier family 16 member 9
Exons: 5
Coding region: 37-1569 (510 amino acids)
Biological process (GO): monocarboxylic acid transport; transmembrane transport
Molecular function (GO): monocarboxylic acid transmembrane transporter activity
Source: RefSeq, a predicted model, not a curated record
AGGACCUACGGAGAAACACCUUGAUUUCGUCUUACAAUGGAACUUAAAAAGUCCCCUGAUGGUGGAUGGGGCUGGGUGAUCGUGUUGGUCUCCUUCCUCACUCAGUUUUUGUGUUACGGAUCGCCGUUGGCUGUCGGAGUCCUGUACAUAGAAUGGCUGGACGCCUUCGGUGAAGGAAAAGGGAAAACCGCCUGGGUCGGGUCCCUGGCAAGUGGAGUUGGCUUGCUUGCAAGUCCUGUCUGCAGUCUCUGUGUCUCAUCUUUUGGAGCAAGACCCGUCACAAUCUUCAGUGGCUUCAUGGUGGCUGGAGGCCUGAUGUUGAGCAGCUUUGCUCCCAACAUCUACUUUUUGUUUUUUUCCUAUGGCAUUGUCGUAGGCCUUGGAUGUGGUUUAUUAUACACGGCAACAGUGACCAUCACAUGCCAGUACUUUGACAGUCGUCGAGGCCUUGCACUUGGCCUGAUUUCUACAGGUUCAAGUGUUGGCCUUUUCAUCUACGCUGCUCUGCAAAAGAUGCUCAUCGAGUUCUAUGGGCUGGAUGGUUGUUUACUGAUCGUGGGUGCUUUAGCUUUAAAUAUAUUAGCCUGCGGCAGUCUGAUGAGACCCCUCCAGUUUUCUGAUUGUCCUUUGUCUGAAAAACCACCUCUGGAAAACCUACCCGAUAAAUACUCCAUUUAUGAUGACAAAGAAAAGAACCCAGAAGAAAACAUUAACAUUCUCGACAAGAGCUACUGUAGCGAGGAAAAAUGCAAGAACGUUUUAGCCAAUGGCCACUGGAAACAGGAGAGUCUCCUUCAGAAAACCCCCGCAACCAUCGCACAAGCAAAAGAGCCCGAAACGUACAAACAGAAAGUGGCAGAACAGACAUAUUUUUGUAAACAGCUUGCCAAGAGAAAGUGGCAAUUAUAUAAGAACUACUGUGGGGAAACUUUGGCUCUUUUUAAAAACAAAGUAUUUUCGGCACUUUUUAUCGCUAUCCUACUUUUUGACAUUGGGGGGUUUCCACCUUCGUUGCUUAUGGAAGAUGUAGCAAGGAGUUCGAAUGUGAAAGAAGAAGAGUCUUUGAUGCCGCUUAUUUCCAUCAUAGGCAUCAUGACAGCAGUUGGCAAACUCCUGCUAGGCAUACUGGCUGACUUCAAGUGGAUUAAUACCUUAUAUCUUUAUGUAGCGACCCUAAUCAUGAUGGGCCUGGCCUUGUGUGCAAUUCCGUUUGCCAAAAGUUAUGUCACACUGGCAAUACUUUCUGCAGUUGUAGGGUUUCUUACUGGUAAUUGGUCCAUCUUCCCAUAUGUGACCACGAAGACUGUGGGAAUUGAAAAAUUAGCCCAUGCCUAUGGAAUAUUAAUGUUCUUUGCUGGACUUGGAAAUAGCCUUGGGCCACCCAUUGUUGGUUGGUUUUAUGACUGGACCCAGACCUAUGACAUUGCCUUUUAUUUUAGUGGCUUCUGCGUCCUGCUGGGAGGCUUUAUUCUGCUGUUAGCAGCCUUGCCCUCUUGGGAUGCCUGCAAGAAGCAACUCCCCAAGCCGGCUCCAACAACUUUCUUGUACAAAGUUGCCUCUAAUGUUUAGAGGAAUAUCGGAAGGCACUAUAUUUGCUGUGUAAUUUUUGCUACCGCAUAGCAAAAAUAUUUUGACAAAUUCUCUAAGAGUCAAGACAUUUUUCAUAACCAAAUUUCAUGUGGCUGACUCUGAAUUUUGUUUUUACACAUUCGAUUCCUUACAUGUACUGUAUAUGU